AUGGGUUUCCUCAACGCUCUUAGCCCCCGAGCCAUUGUGGCCUCGGUUUUGGUACUGAGCUCCCUCGCCUACGAUGUUGCCGCUCGACCCAGCCCCGAACCCAAAGCCGACUGGGUACGAAAAGGCCCUGCUCGCAAGAAGAUGUCAAAUCACAUCAAACGUGCCAUUGAGAGCCAGAGCCACACUCGACGAACCGAACAAGUCCCUUGCGCCGAUGUCCUCGCAAAGCCCAUCACUGCUCCCAAGCCCAACAUCUGGGGACAGCUAACAGGCGAAGAGAUUUCAUCAGUGGUAGACUGGCUCUUUGCGCAGCAACAGUUCAACCUGACUGUCACCGAGGAGGCUGGGCCAUGGGAUAACACGAUACAGCUUGUUGAGGCCAUGUGGCCAAACAAGACCGAUGCCCUUGCCUUCAUUGACGGCGAUGCGCCGGCUCCUACCAAGUACGCCCACGUCCUGUUGAACAACCGCGCGACGGAGAACCCCUUCUAUGCCGACAUCCUCGUCGGUCCUCUCCCUCUAGACAACACAACCGUAUCGUGGGAGCCCCUUACUUUUCCCUACAACAAGCCCAGCGGUGACGGAAAGGUCCGUAACCUCGAUGCGGACGAAGACAUUGUAUACGAAGAAUGGAUCUGGAAGAUUAGCGCCUCUAUUGCCGAUAUCACUCUCGAUCUAUGGAACGGCACGGCCUUGGGUCUGGAAAACGAUACCCUCGACAUCUGGGGCAUCGACCCCUUGUGGCAGGAUGAUGGCAGGGUCAUCCGUUGGGAUGGCUUUUGGGCUCUUUCUGGCGAUGUCUUUGAUGCCGAAACCCUGCUGCCCCUGGGUCUUUACUUUGUGUCCGACAUCACCGGCCGUGACCCUAGCAAGUGGUCGCUCGAAGGAUGGCUCUAUAACGGCACCUUUUAUGCCACCACCGAAGAGUUCCGUGAAGCGUACUGGAGCUCUUGCUUCAAGAAGAACGGCCCUAAUGUCCCUGGCGCCUGGUCAGCCACUGAUCAUAACGGAGAUGUUCCUCCUCUGGAUUACAACCACCCCCCAACGAUCGUUGCCCCGGCCGGCGCGAGAUACGGCGUCGACCACGAGCAAAAGUACGUUGAGUGGAUGGACUUCAGCUUCUACAUCGGCUUCACCAGAGAUACUGGCAUGGCCUUGUACGAUAUUCGCUACAAGGGUCAAAGGAUUCUGUACGAGCUUGGUUUGCAGGAGGCAUUGGCUCACUAUGCCGGUAACGACCCGUUGAACUCGGGCAUUGCCUAUCUUGACACCUUUUACGGCUUUGGCCCCUACGCCUUCGAGCUUGUCCAGGGCUACGACUGCCCCACGCACGCCACCUACCUGAACUCCUCCUUCUAUGUCUCGGAGACCACCCACACGCACAUCAACAGCAUCUGCAUGUUUGAGUUUAUCUCUGACUUCCCGAUCCAGCGCCACACCACCAAUCGUUACACAUCGGUCACCAAGAAUACUUACUUCGUUGUUCGUUUUGUCUCUACCGUUGGCAACUACGAUUACUCGUUCAGCUACUCGUUCUUCCUUGAUGGCACCAUCUCUGUCGAGGUCCGCGCCUCGGGUUACAUCCAGUCCGCCUACUUCGCCGGAAACGAAGAGUAUGGCUUCAGGAUCCAUGACAACCUUUCCGGCAGCAUGCACGACCACGUGCUCAACUUCAAGGCUGAUUUUGACAUCCUCGGCACAAACAAUUCCGUGGAGCUGGUGACUAUGGCGCCCACUACCGUUACAUACCCCUGGUCCAAGGGUAAGGCCAGGAAUACCAUGCACUUGGAGAGGUCGUUUGUCGAAAGCGAGGACGAAGGCCGGUUCAACUGGGCUCCUAACCAAGCCACACAAGUCAUCGUUGUCAAUGAGGACGUCAGGAACAAGCACGGCGAGUUCCGGGGUUACCGUGUUCUCCCAUCUACUGGGACUGUCCACUUGACCGUGCUCAACUCUACCAACCUCGCCAACGCUGGCCGCUGGGCUGAGUACGACAUCCAGAUUACCAAGUACAAAGAUACAGAGCCGAAGGCGGCGCACCCUUAUAACAGCCAGGACGUGCAUGACCCACCCAUUGACUUUUCCAAGUUCUUUGAUGGCGACAGCCUCCGGAAAGAGGAUCUCGUCCUGUGGCUCAACCUGGGUAUGCACCAUCUCCCCCACACGGGCGAUCUACCCAACACGGUCAUGACCACGGCGCACGCUGGUGUGCAUUUCAUGCCCAGCAACUACUUUGAGGGAGACGAGAGUCGCAAGACGGUCAACCAGGUCCGCAUCAAUUACUCGGAUGGCAAGACCAGCGAGGUCCAGACAUUUGGGCAAAAAACCAAGGCCGAGGAUUACAAUGGAACCUGCAAGCUGGUGUUCGAGCCGGUGAAGGCGGAUCUGUGGGGCUACACUGGUGAUAUUGUGGUGAGGAAGUUCCCCUAUGAUCCUAACAACCCAUGGUUCCAAACCGGCUCCAUCGUUUAG
This is a messenger RNA of Neurospora hispaniola, 2472 nucleotides long. RefSeq names its product amine oxidase catalytic domain-containing protein. The record is from RefSeq and is a predicted model, not a curated record. Gene Ontology annotation, cellular component: plasma membrane. The transcript has 2 exons. Gene Ontology annotation, molecular function: quinone binding; copper ion binding; primary methylamine oxidase activity. Gene Ontology annotation, biological process: amine metabolic process. Bases 1 to 2472 code for a protein of 823 amino acids. NCBI's taxonomy places the organism in Eukaryota, Fungi, Ascomycota, Sordariomycetes, Sordariales, Sordariaceae.